AUGCGCGGACGGUCGGCGCUCGUCGCGCUCCUCGCGCUCCUCGCGCUCCUCGCAAGCCCGGGGACGAGCGUCGCCGCCGCGCCGAGCGGCGGCGUCCGAACGUCCGCGGCGCGACGUUGGCUCCAGAAGCGCGGGGGGGCGAUCGACGACGCAAUUGUUAUUCCUUUCGACGACGCGGCGCAUCACGCGCUCGACGACGACGUCGACGCGCGCGCGGCGGAGUGGAAGAAGAACCACACCGCGCCGCCGCCGUCGCCUCUCGCGCCGCCCGCGAAGAACCCCUCCGACGGCCCCGUGGGCGCGCGCGUGGAGACGUGCAAGCCGAGGGCGGUCGCGAAGGCGAAGCGGUGCCACUACGUCCGGCACAACCCCGCGUGCUCCAAGGACGAGAACAUCGUGCCCUACCUCACGAUCCACUACUGCCACAUGCGUCGCCUCGCGACGCUGAGCACGGCGUUGCAGCUAUCGCUCGCGGUGUUCUUCAUCUCCGUCAUGGCGAUCGUCGCCGAGCGGUUCUUCGUGCCGUCGCUGGAGAACGUGUCGAGGGCGCUGCGGCUGCCCGAGGACGUCGCGGGCGCGACGGCGCGUUCUGUACACUGGUCCCCAUACGACCGCGUCGGCGUGGUGCUGUCGUUCGGGAACGGCGCGCCCGACGUCUUCACGCAGGUGGCUGCGUUUAAGGGCGCGGACGCGGAGGGCGUGUCGUUGGCGCUCGGCGCGGUGUUCGGCGCGGGGUUCUACGUCUGCGCGGUCGUCCUUCCCGCGGUGGUUUUGUUGACGGGGAAGAAGCCGGAGGCGAAGUCUCCGUCGACGAUCGCGGCGGCGACGCGCGGGAAAGGGAUCAGGCGGGGGUUGUUAGGCGGCGGCGGCGACGACGACGACGACGCGAGCGAUGCGUACGAUGACGACGACGACGACGAAACCGACGAAACCGAUGAAACGCUGACGCUAACGCGCCGGCGUGGUGCGUUUCACCGCAUCGCCGAAUGCAUGUCCCUGAACCACGGCGUCGACGUCGGCAAAGCCGCCUUCACCAGGGACGUCGGAUUUUACGGCGCCGCCGUCGCGACGACGUUUGGAAUAUUCCUCGCCGGCGACGUCAACGCCCCGCACGCGAUCGCUCUCGGGUCGAUGUACGCGGCGUACCUCAUCGCGCUGCUCGCGCCCGCGCGCGUGCGCGCGAUGCUGCGCGGGUUGGGGUGGGGGGUCGCCCCCGGCGCGGCGGCGGCGUUUUCGGCGGAGGACGAUCUCGCGGCGGCGGCGGACGGCGAGGGGCUGACGGCCGGGCUGCUGGACGCGGACGAAUCGUUCGAGGACGGGUACGCCGCGCUCAUCGAGGACGGGACCGGGGUCGGGGGCGCGCCGAACGUCCGGUGGGGCGGCGGCGGCGCCGGGUCGACGAACGGCGGCGCGGGGAUCGACGAGAACGGCGCGUUCUCCUUACACUGGUUCCCAUACGACCGCGUUGGCAUGGUGAACGUCGAUCCUUAA
Messenger RNA from Micromonas pusilla CCMP1545, 1491 nucleotides. Its product is annotated as Ca2+:Cation antiporter family. Bases 1 to 1491 code for a protein of 496 amino acids. The record is from RefSeq and is a predicted model, not a curated record. Lineage: Eukaryota; Viridiplantae; Chlorophyta; Mamiellophyceae; Mamiellales; Mamiellaceae. The transcript has 2 exons. Gene Ontology annotation, biological process: monoatomic cation transport; transmembrane transport. Gene Ontology annotation, molecular function: monoatomic cation transmembrane transporter activity. Gene Ontology annotation, cellular component: membrane.